AGACAUAAGAAAGUCAGUAGUCUAAGUUGUGCUUGCCUGAGUAAGAACUUCCUCCGUCCGUGGAUCGGUACAAACCUCCUGUAUGUUGUUUUGUAGCAGGUGACUGCAUCGUUGUAGAUCAAGCUUUGUAGACUGCAUCACUACAGUAGAAUCCAAGACCUGACACUGACAUGUAUCAACCCCCUUGCCAAGUCACAGAAGCAUAUACCAGCAUCCCUGCCUGAUUAUACUAACCAGGAGGAGUUAACAAGGAUCAUAUACAUAUGGCAACAUCCUCUUUAUGAUGACAUAUGGCAGCAGUGAUGUGGACGUUAACCAUCUCUGACCGGGUCAUUCUACAGUUUUUUUAUUCCAUCAUCCCUUGUAUAUGUCGUGUUUGUUUUCACCCUUGUUUCCUUGCAGUCCAUUAAACAUGAGAAAAAAGCACGCAACAAAGCCAGAACAAGAGAUUAACAGUUGACUAUCGUCGAUGCCUCCAUGGUGGUUUCUGGUGCACUUCAUGGUCGCAGUUCUUGCCGUGGAUGUUCAGGGGCGACAUGAUAGCAGGUACGCCUGCGCUCCUUUCUCUUGCGGACAUCUCCAAGAUGUCCAGUACCCUUUCCGCCAGCAAGGAGAUCCAUGGUGGUGCGGUUCUCCAUCAUACGAGCUGACUUGCACCGAUAGUAAUGCUACAAUUCAGAUCAACACAGGGACGUACUUUGUCACUGAGAUUGACUACAAGUAUUCUUCCUUCUGGGUCGUGGACGCCAACUUGGACAUGAGCAGCAGCUGCCCUCUUCCUCGCUGGGAUCAACGCCCUUAUCUACAUGGCCUCGAGCAGUCCGACGGCUCCAUCAUAUUUGACCCUUUUUUCGUUACGUGGGCUAGCUUUGUGAAUUGUUCGCGGGUGGUCACGAAUAAUAGUGACUACAUACCGGUCACUUGCCUGAACACGAGGUAUUCUUUUGUCUAUGUGUUGAUUGACUAUAUUUCUGUUGGGGACCUUGAGCCUUCUUGCGGGUACUUGGCCAUGGCUGCUUUGGGUGGUCGGAGCAUGCGAUACGAUAAUGCAAGUCAUGAAAUUCUGGUAGAAUCCAUGAGGAGAGGAUUUGCCGUUAGGUUUCCUUUCAGAUAUCAAAGGACUUUGGAGGGCUUCAAGGGGUGCCUAAAGGAUCGCUUUGUCCUAGGCCCUGGGUAUUCAGUGGGUUAUCUCGUCGCGCGUUCGGCUGUGAUCAUUUUGGCACUCGAUUUUGAAAUAUUGUAUUGCGCAUUUAGAACGACAGUUUCUUCCAAUGAACAUCUAGGCACACUACAAGUUGCAUUACUAUACUCCACGUCAACAUUGAAGUUGAUUGCUGUACUAUGCAGGUUCGUGGUUGCUCCCCUGGUGGUAUUGUUCUUCCUAGCCCACAAAUACUGGAAAACGAGGAUCACAAUUGAUGCGGUCGAGAAGUUCCUACGGAUGCAGCAAAUGAUCGGCCCGACAAGGUAUGCCUACACAGAUAUUGUUGCAGUAACAAGCCAUUUCAGAGACAAGCUGGGCCAGGGAGGCUACGGCUCGGUGUACAAGGGCGUUCUGCUCCCAGGCGAUGUCCAUGUGGCCAUCAAGAUGCUAGAUGGUAAAUCCAGCUGCGAUGGAGAAGAUUUCAUCAGCGAGGUCUCCACCAUCGGGAGGAUCCACCACGUCAAUGUGGUGCGUCUCGUCGGGUUCUGCUCGGAGGAAAUGAGGAGGGCGCUAGUCUACGAGUAUAUGCCCCAUGGUUCUCUGGACAAGUACAUCUUCUCGGCUGAGAGGAGUUUCUCCUGGGACAAGAUUAAUGAAAUCGCCUUGGGCAUUGCGAGGGGGAUCAACUACCUGCAUCAAGGAUGUGACAUGCAGAUUCUGCACUUUGACAUCAAGCCGCACAACGUCCUUCUUGACAGCAAUUUCGUCCCAAAGGUUGCCGAUUUCGGCCUUGCCAAGCUGUACCCAAGGGACAACAGUUUUGUGCCGUUGAGCGCCCUACGGGGAACCAUUGGGUACAUAGCUCCUGAAAUGAUAUCCCGGAGAUUCGGCAUCAUAUCGACCAAGUCUGACGUUUACAGCUUCGGGAUGCUGCUGCUGGAGAUGGCCGGAGGACGAAGGAAUGCCGACCCGGGCGCGGCGAACUCAAGCCAGACAUUCUACCCGUCGUGGGUGUAUGACCGGCUAAGCAAACAGGAACUGGGUGAGAUGCGUGCUGAGAUGCAUGAGUUGGAGAGGAAGCUUUGUGUUGUUGGGCUUUGCUGCAUCCAGAUUCAGCCUCACGAUCGGCCGGCGAUGAGCGAAGUCAUAGGGAUGCUUGAAGGCGGCAUGGAUGGCCUGCAGUUGCCUUCGAGGCCAUUCUUCUGUGACGAUGGGCAGACCCCUGUAGCGGAGUCUUAUGAUUUCUGCUCUGGGCUGACUGCCAUUUCAGAGGAGGAUGAGUGAAAUUUUGUCUAUGUUCAGUGUCGUGUAUUAUUACUAGAGGCGAUGAACUUGUGAAAAGUUACGGUAAUGGUUGUCUUGGGAGUAAAAGAAUGUGAAUUAUCUACCGUGUUUCUUUUGAAUGUUAUCCAAAAUUCAAUCAUAUCGAGUGUAAAGUUUCA
This is a messenger RNA of Aegilops tauschii subsp. strangulata, 2586 nucleotides long. RefSeq names its product rust resistance kinase Lr10. Gene Ontology annotation, molecular function: protein kinase activity; ATP binding; polysaccharide binding. The record is from RefSeq and is a predicted model, not a curated record. Lineage: Eukaryota; Viridiplantae; Streptophyta; Magnoliopsida; Poales; Poaceae. Gene Ontology annotation, biological process: protein phosphorylation.